Halteromyces radiatus is the source of this 1315-nucleotide messenger RNA. RefSeq lists its product as uncharacterized. The record is from RefSeq and is a predicted model, not a curated record. Bases 1 to 1053 code for a protein of 350 amino acids. Lineage: Eukaryota; Fungi; Mucoromycota; Mucoromycetes; Mucorales; Cunninghamellaceae. The transcript is spliced from 4 exons. Gene Ontology annotation, molecular function: sequence-specific DNA binding; zinc ion binding. Gene Ontology annotation, biological process: regulation of DNA-templated transcription.
AUGCAACAAAGUGAACAACAUCACCAACAACAAGAACAAAAGGAACAAAUAAAACAACAAUUACAACAACUGCAGGAUUAUUCUUCAGAUAUUACACAAAUCUAUGCCGAACGUCAUUGGUCUGAACAACUUUUAAAUGAUGACAAACUGUUCUUAUUUGUUUUAUCAGCUCGUGGAGAUAUACUUUAUUGUUCAGAUUCUUGUCGAGGAUUGACGGGUUAUAACGCCAAUGAUGUGGUAGGACAUUUGAUAUCGGAAUAUCUUCACCCUGAUGAUCAUGCUGUGUUUUAUGCAAUGUUGGAUCAAGUCUUCGAAACUCCUCUCCGACUAACCCAAGUCCAAUUUCGGUGGAAACGAAAAGAACCAUUGACUGGCUUCACCUGUCUCCAAUCUUUUGGUUAUUCCAAGCCUGAUGACGUGCCUUCUUAUACCAUCACUAAAACCAACAACAUUGAAUCGAACUAUUAUGCCUUCUUUGCCAUUGCUCAAUCUUGUGAUCCAUCCACAUUUGAUCUGCUUUUGCAACUGAAAAGAGAAAAUCAAUUACUGCAACAACAACUGGCUCAAUUAUCAUCCUCCAUCGACAAUUCACUUUCCAAUGGUGGUGGUGAAUCUUCCUCCUCCUCUUCUUCUUCUUCUUCCUCCUCCUCCUCUUCUUCUUUGAAUCAACCCAAUUCUGUCAUUGCUUCUUGGAUGCAAUCUGGAUGGCAUCAAUCAAGUAAUCCUUGGAUAACCAACAAACAACCUGAAUUAGGUCAACAAACAACAUACAUCCCUAUACAAGAGAAAUCAUCUAUAACUGAUAAGGAUCAUUCAAAACCUGAUGAUCAAUCAUCCAAGGACAAGAAAAGAAAGAACCUCAAGAUCGAUCUGCGAAAAAAGGUAUACUUUACUGUGGAAAAGCAUCAAUGCGCUGAUUGUGGUUCAACCAACUCUCCGGAAUGGCGAAGAGGACCCCUUGGUGCCAAAACGCUUUGCAAUGCAUGUGGACUACGAUGGUCCAAGAAGAACAAGAACAUGAAGACCGUAGGACAAUUAUCCAAAGACAAAUGAUUUUUUUUUUUUGCUUAUAUCCGACCACAAAAGCAUUCGAAUCCAUGCAGAUAGUGUAGUUUAUAUAAUACAUUUUACCCUGUUAUUAUUCCUUUUUUUGUGUGUGUGUCUCCCUAGUUACCCAUUGUUAUGUAUCUCGUCUCUGAUUUUAAUAUGAAACCUCUUUUUUUUCCACUAUGAAUCUGUCUCUCCUCAUAUUAUUAUGCUGUGUGCUGGUGGCGUGUGCUCAUUUUAUCAAGCUAUCAUUGAAAUCGACGUUUUU